GUGGAUUAAAAUCCUAUCGACCACCACCGACUGUUCGUCGUCAGCUUGCGUGCGUUGCGGUUUCGAUAUUUUGGGCCAUUUUAAUCCGACCCGUAAAGGCAGAUUUUUCAUCCAGCUUCCACAAUGUUUUCUCGUACAUUAAAAGCAGUUGCUGCCCAAGGCGCUAAGAACUUUUCUACCAGCGGCCAGAACAAUGUCAAGGUGGCCGUUUGUGGUGCUUCGGGCGGUAUUGGACAACCACUAUCCCUGCUACUGAAGCAAAGUUCCCUGGUGACGGAACUCUCUCUGUACGAUAUUGUCCACACGCCUGGUGUAGCCGCUGAUCUGUCGCACAUCGAAACUCAUUCCAAGGUCACCGGAUACAAUGGUCCAGAGAAUCUAGAGAAAGCCUUAGCUGGUGCCGAAAUCGUUAUCAUCCCAGCUGGCGUUCCACGUAAGCCAGGAAUGACGCGUGACGAUCUAUUCAACACGAACGCCUCGAUUGUCCGUGACUUGGCUGCUGGAUGUGCCAAGGCAUGCCCGAAAGCACUCAUUGGUAUUAUCUCCAAUCCAGUGAACUCAACAGUCCCGAUUGCCUGCGAUACACUGGCUAAGGCUGGCGUACUGGAUGUUAAACGCGUCUUCGGUGUUUCAACGCUGGACAUUGUUCGUGCCAACACGUUCAUUGGCGAAGCUGCUGGGGUUGAUCCACAGAAGGUCAACAUUCCAGUCAUCGGUGGUCACUCUGGUGUAACUAUCAUUCCGGUGCUGUCCCAAGCAACUCCUCCAGUAAGCUUCCCUCAGGAUAAGAUUGCCGCUCUCACCGAACGUAUUCAGGAGGCCGGUACUGAGGUUGUGAAAGCCAAAGCUGGAGCUGGUUCUGCUACGCUGUCCAUGGCUUAUGCUGGAGCUCGCUUUGCCUUAGCUCUAGCCCGUGCGCUUCGAGGUGAGAAAAACGUUAUCGAGUGCGCUUAUGUACGCUCCGAUGUGACCGAGGCCAAGUACUUCUCCACUCCGCUGUUGCUGGGCAAGAACGGAUUGGAGAAAAAUCUGGGUCUACCAACGCUCAAUGCUUUCGAACAAGAGCUCCUUAAGAAGGCCAUUCCGGAGCUCCACAAGAACAUCAAGAAGGGCGAAGAUUUUCGUCAAGAACAACUAAAAUAUUUAUUUUCAACUAGCGAAAAUUUUUGACUAAGUACAACACUACAUCUAGAGCAUUUUGGCAUAACGUUCAUUAUUUUUGAGAGGAAGCAAUGAAUCGUACAGCAAGUUCAAAUCCAAUGGUUACAUUAUUCGUCAUUAAAUGACAUAACAAAAUGACCUGUUAAAACCUCAUCCCAAAGAAAACUGUAGGAAUCCGGAAGAAACCUAACGAACAUGAAAAUUAAAACAAUGUGUUUUUUUUGUAUUAAAUCGAUUAAUUUGCCCGA
Uranotaenia lowii is the source of this 1409-nucleotide messenger RNA. It is a transcript of the gene Mdh2, whose product is annotated as malate dehydrogenase, mitochondrial. Gene Ontology annotation, biological process: tricarboxylic acid cycle; carboxylic acid metabolic process. The transcript has 3 exons. The coding region runs from base 124 to 1170 and encodes 348 amino acids. NCBI's taxonomy places the organism in Eukaryota, Metazoa, Arthropoda, Insecta, Diptera, Culicidae. Gene Ontology annotation, molecular function: L-malate dehydrogenase (NAD+) activity. Gene Ontology annotation, cellular component: cytoplasm; mitochondrion. The record is from RefSeq and is a predicted model, not a curated record.